Cuculus canorus (common cuckoo) is the source of this 1820-nucleotide messenger RNA. RefSeq names its product hexosaminidase subunit alpha (gene HEXA). Gene Ontology annotation, molecular function: beta-N-acetylhexosaminidase activity. The transcript is spliced from 14 exons. Gene Ontology annotation, cellular component: membrane. NCBI's taxonomy places the organism in Eukaryota, Metazoa, Chordata, Aves, Cuculiformes, Cuculidae. Gene Ontology annotation, biological process: glycosaminoglycan metabolic process; carbohydrate metabolic process; ganglioside catabolic process. The record is from RefSeq and is a predicted model, not a curated record. The coding region runs from base 44 to 1609 and encodes 521 amino acids.
UCGCGGCGGUCCCUCCCCGUCCCCCCCAGCCGCGGGGCUCGACAUGGCGGCGCUGUGGCCGCUAUGGCUGCUGUGCCUGGCACCGGCGGGCGCCGUGUGGCCUCAGCCGCAGUCGCAGCGCUCCCCGCCCGGUGGCCGCCGCUGCCCGCUCCCUCCCGGCCGCUUCCGCUUCGCGUUCGCCUCGGGUUCGGCGGUGGGGCCGGGCUGCGCCGUGCUGGACGCCGCGUUCCAGCGGUACCGAGCGCUGCUCUUCGCCGCCCGCCCCGACGAGAAUGAGCCGCCCUGGGGAAUUCCCUGCACUCAGCUCGAUGUUUUCGUUGCGACACCGGGCUGCGAUGGGCUUCCCAGCCUUGACUCCAAGGAGAGCUAUAAGCUGUCUAUCUCAGAAGGCUCCUUGCUGCUCUCUGCGGAUACAGUCUGGGGAGCUCUCAGAGGCCUGGAGACGUUCAGCCAGCUCGUUGGGAGAGACGAGAACGGCACGUACUACAUCAACGAGACAGAAAUUGUGGACUUUCCCCGCUUCCCUCACCGAGGACUGCUGCUGGACACCUCUCGUCACUACCUGCCUCUGAGAGCCAUUCUGGAAACUCUGGACGUCAUGGCUUACAACAAGUUCAAUGUGUUUCAUUGGCACAUUGUGGAUGACCCGUCUUUCCCCUACGAGAGCUCAACUUUCCCCGAGCUCAGCAAGCAGGGAGCCUUCAAUGCCAUGACCCACGUGUACACAGCUAGUGACGUGCAGACAGUGAUUGAGUAUGCCCGGCUGCGUGGCAUCCGAGUCAUCGCAGAGUUCGACACUCCCGGGCACACCCUGUCCUGGGGUCCAGGUGCUCCAGGCCUCCUGACUCCCUGCUAUUCGGGCAAGGAGCCCUCUGGGACCUAUGGGCCCAUCAACCCCAUCCUUAACAGCACCUACCAGUUCGUGACCAGUUUGUUUAAAGAGGUCAGCACUGUGUUCCCAGACUUCUUUCUUCACCUUGGUGGUGAUGAGGUGGACUUCAGGUGCUGGAAAUCCAAUCCAAAAAUCAAUGCCUUCAUGGAGGAGAUGGGCUUUGGUGAUGAUUACAAAAAAUUAGAGUCGUUCUACAUCCAGAGGCUUCUGGACAUCAUCUCUUCCCUCAGCAAAGGUUAUAUUGUGUGGCAGGAGGUGUUUGACAACGAAGUGAAGGUGAGGCCAGACACCAUCAUCCACGUGUGGAAGGAGAACCCCACGCCAUACAUGGAGGAGAUGGCAAAUGUCACCAAGGCUGGCUACCGAGCUCUGCUCUCUGCUCCCUGGUACCUCAACCGCAUCUCCUAUGGGCAGGACUGGAUGGCAGCCUACCAGGUGGAGCCCUUGAAUUUCAAAGGCAGCCCUGAGCAGAAGGAUCUGGUGGUUGGCGGAGAGGCGUGCAUGUGGGGUGAAUAUGUGGAUGUCACUAACCUGGCACCCAGGCUCUGGCCGAGAGCUGGGGCUGUAGCCGAGAGGCUGUGGAGUAAUGCAACCGUCAGGGACCUGCAAGAUGCCUACGUGCGGCUGGCUGACUUCCGCUGCAAGCUUCUUGGGCGUGGCAUCCAGGCGCAGCCUCUCUAUGUAGGAUACUGUGAAAAUGAAUUUGGCGGAUUUUGAAGGGAGAGUCCUGCUGACCUCGGUCACUGUGCACACAGGAGGAACGAUCCCCCUCUCAAAAGCUGCUGGCUCAGCAGAGGGACCGCUUCCCACCUCCACCUUCUGCUUGUGCUUUGUUGUGGUGAAACUUUUUUUCCCUUGUGCACUCUUUGCCUCUUUUUCUAUUUUUAUUUCUUUAAAUCUAUAAAUAAAUGACCACAAAGAGGAAAAA